Molecule: messenger RNA, 1323 nt
Organism: Lontra canadensis (Northern American river otter)
Lineage: Eukaryota; Metazoa; Chordata; Mammalia; Carnivora; Mustelidae
Gene: MTX2
Product: metaxin 2
Exons: 11
Coding region: 392-1048 (218 amino acids)
Biological process (GO): mitochondrion organization
Cellular component (GO): SAM complex
Source: RefSeq, a predicted model, not a curated record
CUGUCAGCUGCGCCGGAAGUUCCUGUCCAGGCCUGGCGGUAACCUUGGGGUCCUCACCGCUUCCACCCGCACGUAGGUGGGCUGUGCGAGUCCGAGCCUCAGCCGGGAUCACUCCUGGUAGCAGCAGGAGACGCACGGGUUUCAGAAGAGGACGUCAAGGGCCGGGGGGUGUAGGAACCGCGGGCGCAGAGCCGCCCAGCAGACAUGUCUCUAGUGGCUGAAGCCUUCGUCUCACAGAUCGCAGGAUUUUCAACAUGAGUAAAGAGAGUUACCAGGAUAAAUAGCUGCAGAGCCUUGGCCUGAAAAUGCUACCUUGUAUCAGCAACUGAAAGGGGAGCAAAUUUUGCUUUCUGACAAUGCAGCUUCUCUUGCUGUGCAGGCCUUUUUGCAAAUGUGUAAUCUGCCUAUCAAAGUGGUUUGUAGGGCAAAUGCAGAAUAUAUGUCUCCGUCGGGUAAAGUACCUUUUAUUCAUGUAGGAAAUCAAGUAGUAUCAGAACUUGGUCCAAUAGUCCAAUUCGUUAAAGCCAAGGGCCAUUCUCUUAGUGAUGGGCUGGAUGAAGUCCAAAAAGCAGAAAUGAAAGCCUACAUGGAAUUAGUCAACAAUAUGCUGUUGACUGCAGAGUUGUAUCUUCAGUGGUGUGAUGAAGCUACAGUAGGGGAGAUUACUCAUGCCAGAUACGGCUCUCCUUACCCUUGGCCUCUGAAUCAUAUUUUGGCUUAUCAGAAACAGUGGGAAGUCAAACGUAAGAUGAAAGCUAUUGGAUGGGGUAACAAGACUCUGGACCAGGUCUUAGAAGAUGUAGACCAGUGCUGUCAGGCGCUUUCUCAAAGACUGGGAACACAACCAUAUUUCUUCAAUAAGCAGCCUACUGAACUAGAUGCACUGGUAUUUGGCCAUUUGUAUACCAUUCUUACCACACAGUUGACCAAUGAUGAACUUUCUGAGAAGGUGAAAAACUAUAGCAACCUCCUUGCUUUCUGUAGAAGAAUUGAACAGCGCUAUUUUGAAGAUCGUGGUAAAGGCAGCUCAUGUAUCAGAUCAUCUUAGAGAUAAUGUCUUAAUUUAGCCAUUAUUUUUAAAAAAAAACUUAACUUGAGCUAUGUUACUUGAAAGUUACAGUAAGUAAUGGUAUUGGAAUUUUAAAACCAAAAACACUGCUGUUUGAAACCUCAGAAUAAAUUAUAUAAUGCAUCCUAUGCAUGUACUUUAUACUGGUAAAAUAAUUCUGGAAUGAUUUCAUUUGAUAUGUUGUACUCGAUAUCUUGAAAUUUUUGUUUUCUUGAAACAUGUAUGCAUAUAAAAAUAAAGCUCAAAGAACUAUA